UCUUGCACCUUCAGCUUGGUUGCACACACCAGCACCAGCACCAUCAUCAGUGAGAGGCUGCACCGGGCGCCUCUAUCUCCCGCGCAUAUACCCCCGCUGCCGCGCACACAGCGACUGCACCUGCCGCCGCGACAUGACCGCUUGAGCGCAUCGCUCUCACUUGCAGCCAGCGUCGCAAACACGAUACCCAGCGUGAAGUGCAGAUCCAGAUUCCCGAUUCCAGAGUAGCCCCCGGCGUCCCCUACGCCGCCCACGCAUCAUCGAUUGUGCCGCCGUGCAGCCUGACGCCCGCGCACCAUCGCCCCUUCCCCCAUUGCACAUCACCCAGACGCCAUUAUGUGGAGCCGCUUCACGGGCAAGAGCGAGAGCAGCUCCUCCAAGGACGACGACGGGCGCCGCCGCAGCGACUCCAGCAGCACGCGUUCCAAGCGCGACGACCGCGACCGCAACCCGGACGCACGCUCGGUCGUGUCCUCGACCUCGACGCGCAAGCCUCGCCGCACCGACACGGCGCCCUCGUCCAUUGCCUCGUUCACGACGGCGUUCGACGACAUGCCGUCGCCGCGCUCACGUGCCAUCGACGACCUGUACCAGGACCCCCGAGACGAGCGCAGUGGUGCACGGCGACGCGACGAACGCCCAGCGAGCUACGCGGCGCCGUCGACCUCUGCAGCGCGCCGCGACGACAAGGACGGGAAGAAGGCCAAGGCCAAGGACGCCGACAAGGAGCGGACGGGCGACAAGAGGACGACGACGACGCGCUCAGGCAGCCUGUCACAAGCCGGACCCAGGGGCGACACGGCCGACUUCUCGCAGUUCCCCGGCCAGCCAGGCGCGUCCUCGAUGAUGUCGGGCGCAUUGCCGCCGCCGCCCAUGGGACGGCCUGUGACGAGCCACGUGCAGGACCAGUUCCCCGGCCAGAAUCCCGCCCACUACGCCUCGAGCGCCAUGCCCGGCCGCAAUCCCUUUGGUGCUGCUGCCGAGUUCUACGACGACGAUGGCGCCUCGAUCCACAACCAGCCCGGCGUCCGGCCCCAGCCGCCCUCAGUCAUCAUCGGCCAGGACACGCCUCACCUGGCCCCUGCCGCCGCACACGCGAACCCCGUUGCCGACACUGGCUCGGGCACUGCGGCUGACUUUUACUCGACCCACAAUGAUACCCCCCCUUCCAAGCCCCCGCGACCUUCUUCUCUGUCUGGGCCUUCUAUGCAUGGCCAUUCUUCUAUGCCUGGUGCCUUCGUCGACGACGGCCCCACGCCCCACAAGCCCGCGCGACCGAGCAACGCGAAGCCUGAACGCCCAGGCUCCCUUGGCUCGGCCGCCACGCUGGCUGGCGGAGCUGCCCUUGGAUACGCCAUGGGCCACAGCUCGUCUAAUACCCACCCUUCUGCUGCACAACACUCCACGAGUUAUAGCUCGUCUAAUAUCCACCAGUCUUCUUCCCAUCAGUCUGCUAAUUACGCCAAUGGUGCACCGGGCCCAUCCUACACCAACGCACCUUACAGCGCUGGGGCGCCUGGCCCAUCUGCGUCCAUGUACCAUCAGGGCCAACACCCAUCUAAUACCACUGCCAAUGGCAGCCACCUCCCCGCCUACAACGAAGCCAUGCAAGGCGCACCUCCCCCCAAGCCGCCGCGCCCUGGAAAGUCAGGAAAGCACUCCUCUGCCAGCUCACACGCUGGACUGCACACUGCUGGAGCUGCUGGCCUGGCAGCUUAUGGCCUACACAAUCACAACUCCCACUCCAACGUGCAUCACAGCUCGCACAACCAUACCUCCUCAUUGCCUGGGAACAUGCCGGGGCAUCAAACUGGUGGCUAUGGCCACGGCCCCUCGUCUAGUACUUUCACUACCGGCGGCAUGGCUCAACAGCACCAGCACCAGCAUACAGGCCCCGUCUCCAGAUUUGUCGACUGGUGGAAGGACCACGAAGACGUCCAAAAGAUGGAGGAGUACACCGAGUACAUUGGUGUCUGCAAAGGCUGCUUCGACCCCCGCUCUUCCGUCUUGGAUGCGCCGCGUAAGCAUCACUACCACCGCAAGCGCUCCAACGAGUACCUACGACCGUCUGGAGGUAUCGAGAAACACUCUCGGUACUCCCUGAAAGAGAAGAACUCCCGCACUUCAUUGUCCUCUAGCGACGAGAAGCGCAGGAAGAGUACUGGCGCUGCAGGCUGGAUGGCAGCAGGUCUUGGAGGAGUCGGUCUCGCCAAGGUUGGAAAAGCGGUAUGGGACGCUUCUCGAGAUGACUUCGACGACACUUACAGCAUCAAAUCUGGACGUUCCGAGCACUCGAGACGCUCACGUCGCAGCCGCAGCAACUCUCGCGAGCGCAAGUACUACGAGUAUGGCGCGUCUGAGAUUCGGCACCGAAGCACCUCUGCGGAUAGGAUGUCGAUCAUGUCAACUGGCGUCACGAAAGACAGGAAAGACUACAAGAUUGCUCAACGUCAUUCGCGGUCAAGCUCCAGCUCGAGGUCGAGAGACCGCAAGUCUAAACGAAGCAGCGGUCUCGGAAAGGUCGUCGGCGCAGGUAUUGCGGGUGCAGCGUUGGGUGCGGCGGCGAGGCGAAAGCACCAAAGCCGUAGUCCUUCUCAAUCCCCUCGCCGGAUCGUUGUGCAGCACCGAAGGGACAGCAGUGGCGAUGAUCGACGACGCAGGAGAUCACAACAACAACUACGCCACAAGUCCUCUCGCAGUUCGACAUCUGGAGCUUCGGUCAUUGACAUCUCGCAAAACCACAAGCCUGAGGGCGGUUUCCUGGGGGGCUUCUUUGCUCCAGCUCCACCCAAACUAAAGCGACGGAAGUCUGUAAGCCAUAAGAAGAAGAGGACAGGGUUCUUCAACUUUGGUAAUGCUUCGUCGUCAUCGUCUGAUUCUGAGAUGGCGUUUGGCACGGGGUUUGUCAGGAGGCGCAGGCGAUCGUCACCGAAGAGACGGAACUCUGACGAGCGUCUUCAGGCUACUCUAGCUAGCUUGGGUGCGACUGCGGCUGCUAUUGCUGCUGCUAAAGCUGCACGGUCUUCAAGUAAACGCCUUUCCGAAGUCGUUGCUGUGAAGGAUACUCGCAAUGGACAUAGAAGCAGUGAUCGUCGUGUCUCGUCACGACACGGUGAUGACGAAUGGGAAGAUCUGCCCGACGACAUGUCUUCUGAGUCGUCUGACAAUGCUGGACUUGCGUACGGAAAUCAUAGCCUGGUCAAGACCAAGAGCCAGGAGUCCCUUCAAUCCAACGGAUCUGGUACGAACAAAUGGGGUUGGCGUUGGGGCUUUGGAAAGAAGAGGAGGUCGUCAAACAACCUCUACGAUAACAUCGCUACCACACCCCUCGUUGCCCCUGUCGCUCCUGGCCCUCCUCCAUCGGCUGUUCAUCCUGCCGCAACUGUUGCUUCUGCAGCAGUGGCUGGAACAGUGCCUGGACCGACAAUCCAUCAUCGCGACAGCGAAUCGAGCAGUGCGUUCACCUUGCAGACAGUAUACCCUGUCGCUUCAAACGAUCCUACCUCAUUCGACGCUCGAAGAACAAGCUCUGUUCACACUCCUCAAGCCCAACCCCUCAUGACUUCAGGUCCAGGCCCGAUCAACAUCCACCAACCUCAGCCCAUGAUCCAGGUCCCAGGAGCCAUCUACUCCACCCAGUCUUCCCACCCGCCCAACUAUGUCGCCCCAGCUGGUCCUCCCGUCUUCGCACAACUCCCAGACUCACGUCCCUACCCAGCACAGUUUCAGGCUCAGAACAUCAACAUCAAUCUCUCACGACCUGCUCGGUCUCCUCUGCCCCCUGCUUUGCCUCGCCGCGCGAACUCAUCGCCCGGCCAAAGCUCUUGGAGGCGUGAUGCGGCCAUUGCAGGAUUGGCAGCAACUGCUGGAGCUGCCAUUCUCGCUGCUGGGAGGGGCACAGACCGCCCUCCCAGCGCUGGCAGCAAUGUGCGGUUCAAUCUGACGAGGGAGCAAGUCGCGAAAGAGGAACGGGAUCGCCAGAAAGAGCAAGAACGACAAGAUGACAGCGACAGCCGUCGUCGUGAAGAUCAGAAGAGAGAAGAUGAGUCGCGCAAAGCGGAUGAAGAUCGUCGAAGAUCGGAGCAACAACGACUAGAAGACGAGGUCCGUAGAUCGGAGGAAGACCGUCGCCUAGAUCAGAUCCGUCGCGAUGAGGAGGCCCGCAGAGCAGAGGACGAGCACCGUCGAGAGAUGGUUCGACGCGAGACACAACAGCAUGAAGAGGAAGAGCGUCGUCGUCUUGAACUCGUUCGUCAGCAGGAAGAAGCCAGCCGGUAUUUGGAGGCAGAACGCCUCGCUAAGAUCGAAACCGAACGACGCCUGAUUGAGCGACGCCAAGACGAGGCUCGCAUACGCGAGGCUCAGGCUCGAGAGGCGGAAGAGCGGGAGCGUCGAGAGCAUGAAGCGAGAGCUGAAGCCCAGCGGUAUGCGGAUCUUGAGCAACAAGCCGCACAGAUGCAGAAGGAGCGUCGUGAUGCCGAGCGCCGAGAAACCGAACGCACCAAUGCUCUGAGGCGCGAAGCGGAGCGACGAGAAGCUGAUCGUAUCGACACUGUACGCCGGGAAGCUGAGCGGCGCGAGGCCGAACGCGUCGAGGCCGAAAGGCGUGAAGCUGAGAUUCGCGCCGACACCGAGCGCCGGCGAAGGGAACAAGAGUACGCUGAUCGGUAUGGCAGUGGCACCGACCGCGAACGACGAAGGAUUGACCCACAGCCUACGGGAGACUCUGCUGUUUCGGUUGCUAGUGACGUGCGUCGCAAGGAACUGGAAUUGGAGGAACGCGAACGCGAUCUCGUUCAGCCUGACACUUUGAGGAAUACUGCUGCUGGAGCCAUCGCGGCUGGUGCUGCUGCGGCGAUUACCAGCGCUGCCAUCUCGUCCAUCAAGGAGAAGGAGAAGGAGAAGGACAAGGCGAAGAGCAAAAGCAAGGACAAGACUAAGGAGAAGAGCAAAGACAAGAGCAAGAGUAAGGAGAAGAGUAAAACCAAGGAGCGGGAACUAGAGCGGGAACGAGACCGCGACCGCAGGCGUGACUCUGAAUCUAUGGUGACGGCCAUCGAGGCUCCCAAAGACAAGGGCAAGGAGCGAGAACGAGAUCAAGAUCGUCUCCGUGACAGAGGUGAUUCCGGAUCGGUCGUGACGGCGAUUCAAUCUCCCAAGAUUGACAUCAGAGCAAAAGACCGAGAUGGAAGCCGCGACAUCAGGCGUGAUUCGGACUCAAUUGUCACGGCGAUUCAGUCUCCCAGUAGCUCUUCCUCAGGUGCGAGGACGGUCCAGCCAAGCAAUGUGAAGACAUACGCGCCGAGUAACGUCAAGACCUAUGAGCCAAGUCAGAUCGCCCAGGACUACGCCGAUGAUGACAUCUUCGACCCUAGCAUCUUCAAGAAGAAGGAGACAACCCGCGACAUUUUCCAGGACUGGGAAGACCGAUACAACGCGAAGCCGGUGUCUCAAGCGGAGUUCUUUGCGCCGAAGGAGCUGCUCGAACAGAACAACCUGCCCAAGGUGCAAGCCGUAGACCCUAACGAAGGCGCUACUGAUCUCCACAUCUACCAAGCCCACGACGACGACGACGCAUACAAUCACCGCAAGACGCCGCCUUACCCUGCCUCCUACUCCUUCACUGCUACGAGGGACGGCCGUGGCUCUACCCAGCAGUUGAACUUCCCUGUGCCAGAACUCAAUCUCAUCCAAGCCACACCUCCCGGAAGCAGACCACCGUCUGUACGCAGCGUGUCUCUACCCCCAUCACCUGCUAUCGAGCCUAAGCCUGAGCCCAGGCCUGCGCCAGUCCACGCGCACAGUCUCGAUGACGUGAACCGCGCGCGCUCGAGAGUCAGUUGGGGCGAGAAUCAAUUUCACCAUUUCGAGGUUGCCACGCCGGAUUCUUACCGCGAACAAUUUGUGUCCGACGCCGAACUGAGGGAGUUUGAGCAGACGUACGCGCUUGAUGAGUUGCUCGAUGAGCCACAGCCGAAGCCGAAUACGGCGGCUGGAAUCAUUCCUAAAGCUCCUCCUAUGCCGAAGUCGAUGGCGAAGGCGAUUCCGAAAGCUCCCCCGCUACCCAGGUCGAAGUCUGAGACAAUUCCGAAGGCUCCCCCACUACCGAGGACGAUGUCUGACAGGACAACCAAGACUUCUCCGCUCAAGUCGAUAUCUACGCCGAUACCCAGAGCUCCGCCGCCGAAGGGGGUUGCUCCAAGUACGCAGUACGUCUCUGAUAGAGAAGGCGAUUCGCAGUGGGAAAACAUCACCAGUGCUCAGGCCAAGAAGAUUGACAAGAACGAGGAGAAAGCUAGAGCUGCUGCUGCUGUCGCUUUUGCGGCGGCGGCUGCCACAGCAGCUGCCCUCACCCGGGAUGAGCAGGAUGAACGCGACGAACGGGAUGAACGCGAGGAGAAGCGACUUUCUCGAGACGAGCGUAGUGAACGAGACCAUCCGCGCGAUUCCUCGCAAGACUGGAAGAUGUACAAUGCGUCAGUCGUCAGCAAUCCCUUCUCAGACAAACACGCUGCACCGUCAACUGUUGCUCCCAACAGGGAGUAUCAGUCUCCUCGCUACGAGUCGGUCGUCGAUCUCAGUGAGCCGAUCUAUGGGCCAGGCGGGACCAUUACAGAGCCAGAGCAGUUUCACAUGCCCGGUGGAUUCGUCGAGUCGCCCGCGAUUGAGAAACCAGCCAUGUUGGCGUCGGAAGACGAGUGGAUCGCGCAGGCAAAGGGUAAGAACAAGGGUAAGACUACUAACGAGGAUCCAGCAACGAGGCGUGUCGAGCCGAAGUUUGAGUCCGCGAGGGAAACAGUGAGGAGGUCUUUGUCCGAGCAGGAAGCCAGGAGGGACAAUGCAAAGGCCAAGGCGGCGAACCGUUAUAGCGUGGGGAGCGUGGAUACGUGGGAGGGGAGCGAUGUGAGCACGUCUAGCCCGGUUGAUGAGCGCGAACGCGAGCGCGAGGAUCGCAAGCCCGAGCCUUCGUAUCCUUUUGUGCAACAUGUUAGGAGCCCGGGGUCUGUGCAUCUUAGCGAUGCGUCUCGUGAGCGGGAGGCUGGCGUUGUGCAGCCUGAGCGGCCUUCUGGCCCGUCGCGCGAGGUCACUGCUGUUCAAGAUACUCCGCGACCUUCCGGGCUAUCACGCGAGGUGUCAGCUACUCAAGAUACAUCGCGACCUUCUGGUCUAUCCCGCGAGGUGUCAGCCGCGCAAGACAACUCCCGACCUAGCGAGAGCGGCAUUGGAAAAGCUACUAUCGCCGCUAUGACUGGUGGUUUCGCUGCUCUCAUGGGUACGUCAAUGAAGCAAGACCAAGAGCGGAUGGCUGCGGACCUGGAACACGCUAGACACGAGCAGGAGUCUACAGAAAACAACCGCCAUCACGACGAGUCCGUGUCUCCCCUGAGUAAUGACCGCCCAUCUGAGGGCCGCAGCAGAGCGCCCUCGAUCCCCAACUAUGCGUUUGAGGGUUCUGAUGACCUACCCGACUCGAAGACGCCUAAGCGAAAAGACAGGAAGCGACACGGUAGCGGCAGAUGGUCGCCCACUAUUGGAUCUCCGCUCAGGACUGAAGUCCAGUACGAAGACUACAUGGGUAGAGACGUUGGGCCAGCUUUGUCGUUCGACCAACAGAUGGUGGAAGCCCCCAAGGUGCCUACUGAGUCUGCCUUGGUCCACGCGCCUGAACCUCCCAGCUCGAGAACCGUCCAUGAUUCAGGGUACUAUGCUCCGGAUGACCAACCGCAUGCAAAGCGAGACCUCGACGAGUUCUACUCGACUGGCGAGGAUGAGAGACAGAGGGAGAAGGCGAAUGGUAAAACGAGGGAGGAGGACAAGUACGAUGGCUACGGCUCCGUGUCGCGCGGCAGGUACGAGGACGACGAUGACAACAUCAGUGCAAUUGCACCUUACGACUCGCGAUCGACCGCCUCUUUCAGAACCAGGAUUGACGAUGAUGCGGAAACUUUCAUCUCUGCGCUAGAUGGGUAUGAUGAUGACGAUGUCAGCACAGUCAUACCCGUGAAGAGCAAGCCUCAGGAUGAGCUUGAUCGCGAGGAAAGACAUCGUCGCCGUCGGGAGGCAAAAUCUCAAAGCCGCGAGCGAGGACAUGGUGAUGAGGAUGACGGUGAGCGGAGGCGUAAGCAUCGCAGCCGUGGAGGAGAUGAUGACUGGGACGAGAAGUCAAUGGUUUCUGAAGUCAAUGGCGAGCGGAGGCGCAAGCACAGGAGCAGGAGUGAGCGCGAUGGAUCGACGGAGAGUAAACGGAGGUCGCGAUCUUCUGCCGUGUCAGAGAUUGGCGACUUGAAUUUUGGGGAUGAAGAGAAGGCGCCUUCUCGCAGGAAGUCCUCAAGGCGGGACGAUGAUUUCGAUGAUGCCGCUUCCGUCAUGUCCUCCUCUUCCAAGAGGAGGUCGUCGAAGCGCGACGACGACUUUGACGACAACGCCUCUGUAAUGACUUCUUCACGCCAUAAUGACGAGCGGAGCUCACGGAAGGAAAAGGAACGGGAAAAGGAAAAGGAGAGGGAGAAAGAGAAGAAGCCGGCCAGUCUCUUUGGGGGCCUCUUCAGCAGGCCCAAGGAGAGCUUGCCCGAGUCUUCUUCUGGCAAGUCUUCCAAGUCAAAGGACGACAGCACCAACAACAACGAUGACGAAGAGCGCAAGCAUCGUAGGCGGAAGCAUCGCUCGGAUCGCGGCUCAGCAUACGGCUCGGAUGACGACGAUGUGCGCUCGACCAUUUCGUCCAGCGGCCGCCGAGAGAAGAGGAGUAGUGGAGAACGGAGGGAUGAGCAUGAUGAUAAGGUCCGUCGCUCUUCUUAUGCGCGAUAGUAUAUCGUGGUUUAAUUGUCUUUUUGUCGUUCAUGUUUGUUUUGAAUGUAUUUUAGAAUGAAUGUUGAUGUUGUGUAUUAGGCUCAC
This is a messenger RNA of Dothidotthia symphoricarpi CBS 119687, 8895 nucleotides long. RefSeq lists its product as uncharacterized. Lineage: Eukaryota; Fungi; Ascomycota; Dothideomycetes; Pleosporales; Dothidotthiaceae. Bases 337 to 8808 code for a protein of 2823 amino acids. The record is from RefSeq and is a predicted model, not a curated record. The transcript has a single exon.